CUCUCUCUCUCUCUCUCUCUCUUGCAUUCUAGGAAGGAGUAAAAGGGGAAACUCGAGCUCUAACUGUAUAAAACCAACACUGUAUGAAAGUGAGAAAGAGAUUACACAAGUUGUUGUGUGCCGAACAACGUUCGUCGAGAAGAGCCCAUGAGAAGAACAUUCCGGAUUAUUCUAAUUCGUGACUGAAAAAAAAAGAAAAGAAAAAAAUCUUCGGACAUUAUGCAUGUCUGGCCCGGUGGCCAUUGUGAAUCAUGUCCAAAGAGCACUUUCUCUCUCCGGCCGUACGAAAUCGCUCGACUCUCUCUCCACCGACAAAACAAACACAAACGGAGGAGACGUUUCUCGCUCCUCCGAAACCAACAACCCCUCCUUUAGAGCAGCCGUAGACAUCUCUCUCCCCAACGGGGAAUCGUACUCCGGUUCUCUCCUCGGUAACACACCCGAGGGUGCAGGGGACUACCUAUGGUCCGACGGCUCCAAAUACUCGGGCGAAUGGAGCCGCGGCAUGAGAAACGGCACCGGGAAACUCCAAUGGCCCUCAGGCGCUCUCUACUCCGGCGAGUUUUCCGGUGGCUACAUCCACGGUACCGGGACCUACACUAGGCCCGAUAACACGACCUACAAGGGCAGGUGGCGAUUGAAUCUCAAACACGGCUUAGGGUAUCAAAACUUCCCAAAUGGAGACAUAUUCGAGGGUUCGUGGAUGCAGGGCACUCCGGAAGGUCCCGGAAAGUACGUAUGGAAUAACGGAAACGUCUAUUUAGGGAAUAUGAAAAACGGGAAAAUGUCGGGGAAAGGUACACUCACUUGGACGAACGGCGAUUCGUUCGAAGGGAGCUGGUCGAACGGGACUAUGCAUGGAUUCGGAAUAUACACGUGGAGCGACGGGAGUUGCUUUGUCGGAACUUGGACGAGGGGUUUGAAGGACGGAAAGGGUACUUUUUAUCCGAAAGGGAACACGCUGCCAGCUGGACAACAGCUGUACCUCAACGCUCUGAGAAAGCAAGGUUUGCUGCCCGAUGUCAAGAAACAGAACCAAGUUUCUUCGGUGGACGUCAGAAAACAAAACCCGUCGGAUAAAUUCGCAAAGGAGGGGCUUUUUGGUAAUAUUGAGCAGUCUCGACCGACGAAUGUUUCUUUGGAGAGAAGGUGGAGCCUUGAAGUUUCGAUCGAGAAAGUGAUAGGGCAUGUUAGAUCUUCAAGCGUGACCGAUAAUGGUUUGGAGGGUGGAGAGUAUAACAACAACGAAGAUGAUUUGAAUACGCCGAUAUUGGAGAGGGAGUACAUGCAAGGUGUGCUUAUAAGUGAGCUCGUGUUGAGCGAUCGGUUUUCGCCUUCUUCUAGAAGGGCGAAGAGGCGGCAGAGGAGGCUUGCUAGAGAGAUAAAGCGGCCCGGCGAACAGAUUCUUAAAGGGCACAGGAGUUACGAUUUGAUGCUCAGUUUGCAGCUUGGUAUCAGAUAUACAGUGGGUAAAAUAACUCCGAUACAAAGGAGAGAAGUGAGGGUGACUGAUUUCGGGCCUCGUGCGAGCUUUUGGAUGACCUUUCCUAAGGAAGGCUCGCAACUUACACCGUCACAUCAGUCAGAGGAUUUCAAGUGGAAAGACUAUUGCCCCAUGGUUUUCAGGAAUCUGAGGGAAAUGUUUAAGAUAGAUGCAGCAGACUAUAUGAUGUCGAUAUGUGGAAAUGAUGCACUAAGAGAACUUUCUUCUCCGGGGAAGAGUGGCAGUGUCUUUUUCCUUUCUCAGGAUGACCGAUUUAUGAUCAAAACAUUGCGCAAAUCGGAAGUUAAGGUCUUGUUGAGGAUGCUCCCAAAGUACCACCAUCAUGUGCGCAUACACGAAAACACUCUCAUAACUAAAUUCUUCGGUCUUCACAGGAUUAAACCCUCUAGUGGUCAAAAGUUCCGAUUCGUAGUAAUGGGAAAUAUGUUCUGCACGGAGUUAAGGAUCCAUCGAAGAUUCGAUCUGAAAGGUUCUUCUUUGGGACGUUCUGCUGACAAGGUCGAAAUCGACGAGAGUACAAUACUUAAGGAUCUCGAUUUAAACUACUGCUUUUAUUUGGAACCUUCUUGGCGAGAUUCCCUACUACAGCAGAUCGAAAUAGAUAGCAAAUUCUUGGAAUCGGAGAACAUAAUGGACUACAGCCUAUUGUUAGGCGUUCAUUAUCGAGCACCACAACAUCUACGCUCUCUUAUGUCUUACAGUCAACGCAGCAUUUCUGUUGACGGAUUGGGAAUCGUAGCUGAAGAUGAGUGUAUGGAGGAUGAAAUAUCUCCGGAAGGCCUUGUCUUGGUGCCACGUGGCACUGAUGACAACAGCGUGGUUGUGGGCCCACAUAUUAGAGGCAGCCGAUUAAGAGCUUCAUCUUCAACCGGUGACGAGGAAGUUGAUCUACUCCUUCCUGGCACAGCUAGACUACAAAUCCAGCUGGGGGUGAAUAUGCCGGCAAGAGCGGAGCAUAUUCCGGGACAUGACCGGACAGAGAUGUUUCACGAGGUUUAUGAUGUGGUCCUGUAUUUGGGCAUUAUCGAUAUCUUGCAAGAGUACAACAUCGGUAAAAAGAUUGAGCAUGCGUAUAAAUCUGCGCAAUUCGAUUCUUUGUCGAUCUCUGCUGUGGACCCCACAUUCUACUCGGCACGGUUUUUGGAGUUUAUUCAGAAGGUUUUUCCACCGAAUGCUGUGUUGGGUUAAAAAUGGCACAGCCAGUUUAGUCCCGUUUUGACCUUGUACUAUGUUGUAUCCUACGACUUACCUUGGUAAAUAAAACUUCGAUUUCAAUUCUGUAUAUUUGGAUAAUUUUGUUUUUUUUUUCUUGACAAGAUUAUGGAGUAUGUUAGCGUUCGAUCAAACGCCUUUAAAACGGGAAGUAAUCUAGAGUAUCCACAUGCUUAAUUCAGUUUGAACUUUGUUACGAGGGCUCA
Molecule: messenger RNA, 2922 nt
Organism: Erythranthe guttata (spotted monkey flower)
Lineage: Eukaryota; Viridiplantae; Streptophyta; Magnoliopsida; Lamiales; Phrymaceae
Gene: PIP5K9
Product: phosphatidyl inositol monophosphate 5 kinase
Biological process (GO): phosphatidylinositol phosphate biosynthetic process
Cellular component (GO): plasma membrane
Molecular function (GO): ATP binding; 1-phosphatidylinositol-4-phosphate 5-kinase activity
Source: RefSeq, a predicted model, not a curated record